This is a messenger RNA of Lingula anatina, 537 nucleotides long. RefSeq lists its product as uncharacterized. The record is from RefSeq and is a predicted model, not a curated record. Lineage: Eukaryota; Metazoa; Brachiopoda; Lingulata; Lingulida; Lingulidae.
UAGAAGCUUGCAUUCAGCAUGUGUUCAUUUAUGGCAGUAUCCAUCGCUCUGCUUCUGGCAUUGACGAUUGUAAGGAGAGCCGAUGCUCAGUUUUGCACGUCCGGUUGCCAAUACACGAGCCGGACUACAGGGCGAACCUCGUGCAGGAGGAGUGGGGAGAGAUGGUCGGAUGGGUGUCUCCUUGACUGUCAGUGCAACGGUCGGACAUGGUCGUGUCAGUACAAGUGCCCCAUUGUGACCGCCCCCGCUGGGUGCCAAGUGGUGGACGACCCUAACGGCGGCUGCUGCAAGAAGGUGAAAUGUGGAAAUACUAUCUGUGGCGAUGGCGACUGCACGUACAGAAGUAAAUCGACUGGGAUGAUGGAAUGCAGGAAACAAGGAGAGCGUUGGUCCGACGGCUGUCUUUAUAACUGCCAGUGUGAUUCAAGAGGCUGGCAAUGCCAGGCUAAGUGUUCCACAUGGUAUGUAGUGCCUUAUGGUUGUCGAACGGUGAAGCCACCCGGUCAGUGUUGUGAAGUGUUGCAGUGUUCUCGAUAG